AGAGAGAGGGGAUUCGCGUGCCGGAAAGCGAGAGUACUUUGGAAGGCCGGGCGCCGAGGGCUCGAGAAGAGAGAGAGAGAGAGAGAGAAGAGAGAGAGAGAGAGAGGUUGGGGAUAGAUCGGGUGGGGCGGCUGAGGGCGGCCGCGAUGUCGGAUUUGGACCGGCAGAUCGAGCAGCUGAAGCGGUGCGAGCCGCUGAAGGAGUCGGAGGUCAAGGCGCUGUGCCUUAAGGCCAUCGAAAUCCUCGUCGAGGAGAGCAACGUCCAAAGGGUGGACGCCCCCGUCACCAUAUGUGGUGACAUUCACGGGCAGUUCUAUGACAUGAAAGAAUUAUUUAAAGUUGGCGGCGAAUGUCCAAAGACCAAUUACUUGUUUUUAGGUGAUUUUGUUGAUCGUGGGUUUUAUUCAGUUGAAACCUUCCUGCUGCUGCUUGCGUUGAAGGUGAGGUAUCCAGACCGCAUAACACUUAUUCGAGGAAACCAUGAAAGCCGGCAGAUUACACAGGUAUAUGGAUUCUAUGAUGAGUGCCUCCUUAAGUAUGGAUCAGUAAACGUAUGGCGAUAUUGCACGGAUAUUUUUGACUACUUAAGUCUGUCAGCACUUAUUGAAAACAAAAUCUUUAGUGUCCAUGGAGGUCUUUCUCCUGCUAUAACAACUUUAGACCAGAUCCGAACAAUAGAUCGUAAGCAAGAGGUUCCUCAUGAUGGAGGCAUGUGUGAUCUUCUAUGGUCAGAUCCAGAAGAUGCUGUUGAUGGCUGGGGUAUAAGUCCCAGGGGUGCAGGCUAUUUGUUCGGAGGGAAUGUUGUUAUGUCCUUUAAUCAUUCAAAUAAUAUCGAUUACAUAUGUCGUGCACAUCAGUUGGUUAUGGAAGGAUACAAAUGGAUGUUUAACAACCAGAUUAUAACUGUCUGGUCUGCUCCUAAUUACUGUUACAGGUGCGGUAAUGUGGCAGCUAUACUUCAGCUGGAGGAGGGCCUGAAUAAGCAGUUCCAAGUAUUUGAAGCUGCACCACAAGUUUGCAUCGAGAACAUUUUGUUAUUCUUAAAAAAAUUGUUGCUAUUUUGAUUUGUUGUUGACAUGCAUUCAUUCCUAUGCAGGAAUCAAGAGGGAUUCCUUCCAAAAAGCCACCUCCAGAUUACUUCCUCUGAGAGCAAGCUUGAGACCUUUGCUUCUGCCUCUGUUUGAAGUCGCGGCAAACUCAUCAGAUUUUUUUCCCCAUGCUGAGGUGGGCAUACUCUGUCUGGUCCUUGUUGCAAUGUACAUGUCGAGGUUCCAAUAGCCGAGGGUCAGGUUAGUACUGUUGUAGUUGCAAAUAUGUACACAACUAUACAAACAUUUUUGCACUACCUACACAAAAUGUUGAAGGAAUAAAUGGGAAUUCUUUGGGACGGUGCCAAACAAA
Molecule: messenger RNA, 1401 nt
Organism: Musa acuminata subsp. malaccensis (wild Malaysian banana)
Lineage: Eukaryota; Viridiplantae; Streptophyta; Magnoliopsida; Zingiberales; Musaceae
Source: RefSeq, a predicted model, not a curated record